AUGGACGGAGAGGUCCUGCCGGAGGAAGCCGAUGGCCGCCCUUGGGUUGGAGACGAGGUUGAAGCAGGUGACGGUGAGGAAGGCUCCGCAGGUGAGAAGCCUGGCAAGCCAGAGGUGGAGGCGGAAGCCGCUGGCUCACAAGGUGAGAAAGAGGAUGGACCAGUUGAGCCUCCACCGCCAAAGGCGCCCUCGCAGGCUGUGAGCGGGCCGCUCGGGGCGGGAGGGCGGAACGGCGAUGUGCUCCUGCAAAAGCAAAGAAACCGCUGCGUGCAAGACGACCAGAAACCGCCCUGGUCGUGGCCGCCAAGGGCCGCCGGCCGGGUGCUCGCACCAGGCACAGCAUUCGCGAGAAGGGCAGUGCGCUCAUCAAGUUAA
Molecule: messenger RNA, 375 nt
Organism: Durusdinium trenchii
Lineage: Eukaryota; Dinophyceae; Suessiales; Symbiodiniaceae
Source: the annotation of a GenBank genome assembly